ACUGCUUUCGCCGCUGCCUCGAGCGAUCGUUUGUAUUCCGCCUGCCUUUCUUCCGCUCCAAGGGACACACCCCUUGUCCCCCGCCCCCACUAUGCCUACCCGUCGCUACUCAAAGUUUAUACCGCCCAGUCUCUCGAUGAGCGAGCUCGUCUGCCAGAAACUGGAUAACGAUGCGACCGACCUCUUGAUCGACAAAUGGCUCGAGCGCCCCCAUUGUCCCGAUGCUUAUUACGACUGGUUCCAACGCGUCCGGGAGCGCCGACACGCCGCGAACGCGAACAUCUGCAAGGAGCAGAUCCUCCUCUGGAGCAAGGGCGUAUUCGUCCCCGAGAACAUCUUCACGCGCACCGUCGACACCGGGCGCCUCAUCCCUCUCGACCGCACAUGGGUCACGCAUGUUUAUCACCACCAGUCUAUGUCGCGGCUUAACAUGAUGCCUGUAAUAUUCAGUAUGCUUCCUGAGCUGAUGCUCCUCCGCGGCAUGCACGAUCGGGGUUGCGACGAAAUCUAUGUUAUCGUCACCGAUCUCAAACGACAGGAGAUGGACCAAGUCACAGAUUACUUCAAGUACGUGUGCAGAAACUCGGCAAAUGGACCGUGUAAACCAAGCGUCGAGGAGAAGAUAAACCACGACCACAUGACCCUGACCCACAUGCUUGAUCGAAACCGCCGUACACCAUGCUUUCCCCAAAUCGACCUCACGCUCCGAGCCAUCCUUUUCGAAAAGCGACCACCAUUCGUCGUCCUUUUCUCCCACCAAACGAUGUCGUACUCCCAGAUCCUCUUCGCCAAUUCUCUCUUUGUCCCCUCGAAAGAAGUCUAUUUCGACUUCCCUAGCGGCUGCCCAAACCCUGGGUGCACAGACAACUGCUGCGAACUCAUCCGCUUCCCGAAGAAAGGCCUCGAGACCGCAGCCGUGCUCUGCGACAAGCGGAAGGUACGCUAUCGGUAUGGCCGGCGGGCGAAACCAAAGGAGCUGUGCAACUGGAUCGAUUGCCAUGUCUGUUUUUCCGACGAGGUUGCACCCUGUGCGCACCACGAGGGAGGCAGUGAAGGGAGUGUCGCGGGGAGCAGCGAGGGGAGCGAAGGGAGCCUAUAUGAGGCGAGAUUUGCGGGGUUGAUUUGUAGUCGGUGUAAGCUGGUGAAGUACUGCUCUCCGGAACACCAGAAGCUCGAUUGGGAGGAACACCGAAGAGUGUGUGUGAAGCCAGGGACCGUGCCGGAGUCGGAGACACAGGCGCAGUAGGCGGUGGGUGCCGAUGAACCAGGCGGGAGGUUUUCAGCUACGGUUCAGACAUUGCGGGCGGAGAGGAGGGAAGUGCGCUGCACGAUGGACGGUCUUGUUCGAUGGCUUGCACCCUAACAUUAUCGUUAUUUGUGAUGUGUCUCCUGCUCGCCUCAAUGCUGUAUCUUGUAUCCUCGACUAUACGUCGAUCUUGUCUCCUUCACUUUCCUGCGCGCACGGACCAGCGCCCGUUCGUGCGAUGAUGUCACGACUGGUGGAAGCGCUGCACUUGGCUGCACUCGCAUCGACUUGC
Molecule: messenger RNA, 1538 nt
Organism: Rhodofomes roseus
Lineage: Eukaryota; Fungi; Basidiomycota; Agaricomycetes; Polyporales; Fomitopsidaceae
Exons: 3
Coding region: 92-1246 (384 amino acids)
Source: RefSeq, a predicted model, not a curated record